This is a messenger RNA of Orbicella faveolata, 1680 nucleotides long. Its product is annotated as beta-1 adrenergic receptor-like. Gene Ontology annotation, biological process: G protein-coupled receptor signaling pathway. The record is from RefSeq and is a predicted model, not a curated record. NCBI's taxonomy places the organism in Eukaryota, Metazoa, Cnidaria, Anthozoa, Scleractinia, Merulinidae. Gene Ontology annotation, cellular component: plasma membrane. Gene Ontology annotation, molecular function: G protein-coupled receptor activity.
CUCUCUACUUGUGUUGUGUACUCACCAUGAACUGGUUCUGGAGUGUUUGUUUUGGAGUGACAGCAGUUGCAAUCAUCAUUAGUAACUCCUUGUCAAUUGCAGUUCUUGUCAAGCGAAGAUUUCGCAAACGUUCUCUUUACCUGUUAAUCGAUUUGGCAAUAGCUGAUCUGCUAGUUGGAUUAUUUGCAGUACCGAUUUAUAUGAUCACAGUCAUCUCUGAAGGCAAGCUCGUGCCACGAGUCGCUUUUGAUAGUGUCGAUAUGUUUACAGGUCUCUCCUCCAUUUUCACAUUGACUGUUAUUUCUCUUGAAAGACUCUUUGCCAUCAGUCGGCCACUUCGUCAUCGGCAGUUAUCCUCACAUAGCUACGCCAUUGACAUAGCAACGCCAUGGAUCCUCUCCCUCGCGGUGACUUCAGUUCGAGUGUUUCAGCACUAUUCAAUCGUGACAAAUCACCAGUUUUUAUCAGUUAUUAUUAUCAGUUUGUCGACUCCUUUGCUAAUAACGUGCACUUCUUACUGCGUCAUCUGGCGUAAGCAGACUUCCCGCAUACAUAACGGAGUAAGGGCGAGGAGAGAGACGAGGCUGUCUAAGACAUUGUUUUUGAUAACAGGAACAUUUGUGUUGACCUGGCUACCAUUCCAAGUUCUAGUAAUUCUAGUAAAUAUGUGUGUGCCGUGUAGGAAAAUCCACAGUGUGGUCGUUUUUGUACUUAAACUCCUUCAGUUCAGUAAUUCGUUUAUUAAUUUUUUGAUUUAUUGUCUAAGAAUGCCAGAUUAUAGAAAAGCUGUUUCACAACUAUUUUUCAUUCCAAAUGCCGCGGUUACUCCAAUAAUCCCGAGGUUAAUACGUUAGCCGAUAGCCGAACAAGUAUCGCACUUAUUCCCUUUUCAAGUAUACUGUCUUUAUAUAAUGUUCCAACAACCCAUGCCAUGAUUAAUCCAGCUGAUAUAGAGCAAUUGUGACGCUCGGAAAAAUAAGUAUCUCGCAGAUUUUUUUCGAGUUUGAUUUACAAAUAGCAACUACUGUGGUCAUGUUACUUGUUCACUGUUUAAAUAAAGUAAAAUUGCUACCGCGAUAUUUUGUUAUCUAACAUAUGUUUCAAGCGUUGGAUAAAUAUGAAGUAUUAAAUAACCGUUCACAGUUGGUUACCAUCUUGUGUCCUACGCCAUUUAAUAGGUCACUCCCUGGUUUUAGGGAAUAGGGGAACAUGGUCAAUUUUAGGAUACAAGGGAACAUACGCAUGGAACAUGCAUUUCCGGGGAAUCACGGGAACAAGACCCUCUGCAGGGUAGGCCAAACAAAGUCAAAAUAAACGGCGUAAAAGGUGCCAGUAUCUCGCGACGUUGUGUCUGCUCCUGUGACUUCAAUGAGUCAUCUGCAUUUGAUGCUUUUGAUGGAAUCCGGUUUGGAAUAUUUAAUAACAAGCGGGAGAUUCGAAAUCGCUUUGUUAAGAAGAUCCUGAUUUCCUUUAUCUCUCUGUUUCAUUGCGGAUUAAUAUGUCAUUCUAACAUUCCACUUUCCUGUUUGCUGAUCGAGAAAUUUAUCCGACCGUUCGAAGAGCUGGUUAAAGGUCUGAAGGACAGCAGUAUUGGAGCAGCAGACUAUGGGGCAAAAUUUGGUAAGGUUCCUGAUGUCAAGAACGUUGGCUGAAUCGACGUUCUCGAGAGACGCCUGGAAA